CUCUGAAAAUGCCUCAGGGAAGGCGUCCCAGUGCAACAAAAAUGUCAAAGCAGAAGCUGGAAAAGGAAAAGAAUUACUGGCUGCUGAAAACAGAGCCAGGGGAAUGGUCAUGGGAGGAUCAGGCGGCCAACGGCGGCGUAUCCAAAUGGGACGGCGUCAAGAACAAACAAGCCCAGAAGAACAUGAAAUCCAUGAGGGCCGGAGACUAUUGCUUUUUCUAUCACUCCGGCGCCAAAGCACGGCGCGUGGUCGGCGUAGUCGCCGUGAUCCGUGAGUGGUACGGCGAAGAUACCGACGAGGGCCCGGCGGUGGAUGUGAAAGAGGUCGGGGAAAUGAGGAGGCACGUGGACUUGGCGGAGAUGAAGAAAGAAGCUGGGCUUGAGGGUUUUGGUCUUCUGAAGCAGCCUCGGCUGUCGGUGGUGCCGGUGGAGAACGGCGUUUGGGAAAGGGUGUGUGAGAUGGGCGGUGGGUUCGAGGGUGACGGUGGCGCUGGUCAGGAUGAUGCUGCUUAAGUGUUGGAUUAUUCCUUUUAUGUUGUAGUUUAAGUUUUUGUAGAAAUGCCGAUAAGAAGAAUUGUGGGUUUUUGUGAUUUUGUGGUUUCGGGGAAUAGCCUGGCCGGAACAUUAUUUUUGGGAAGUCUGCAGACGGUGGGAUAACCUGGGUCUAAUUAGCGUACCACACAUGAUUAUAGCUGCGGAAUCGAGGCUUGAAUGUGAUGCAACCCAUACUUAGUUAAUGAAAUGAAUUAUGCAACAUUGUUGGUGCUAUUUUAUUUUCUCUUUUGAAGUUUUAUGCUCCUCAACAGAAUAAUUGGGAGGAAAAGAGAGGCU
Molecule: messenger RNA, 830 nt
Organism: Oldenlandia corymbosa var. corymbosa
Lineage: Eukaryota; Viridiplantae; Streptophyta; Magnoliopsida; Gentianales; Rubiaceae
Source: the annotation of a GenBank genome assembly